This is a messenger RNA of Penicillium psychrosexuale, 402 nucleotides long. NCBI's taxonomy places the organism in Eukaryota, Fungi, Ascomycota, Eurotiomycetes, Eurotiales, Aspergillaceae. The record is from RefSeq and is a predicted model, not a curated record.
CGCACUCACCCUUGUCACCCACGGUCGCGCGAUGCUAAAGUGGCGCUCACCAUUAUAUCACCUUCCACUUAUAUGUUAUUAGCCUCUUCUACGCCCGAAAUUUCUCACCCAACCCUCACUCUGCCUAUUUCUGAUACAUACGACCAUAGGGUGUGGAAAACAGGGCUUCCCGUCCGCUCAGCCGUACUUAAGCCACACGCCGGUGAGUUAGUAGUUGGGUGGGUGACCACCAGCGAAUCCUCACUGUUGGUGUGGAAAAUAGGGCUUCCCGUCCGCUCAGCCGUACUCAAGCCACACGCCGGUGAGUUAGUAGUUGGGUGGGUGACCACCAGCGAAUCCUCACUGUUUAUAGCAAUGGCAUAUUCAUCUCAGGCUCUUAAAAGGGGUUGUUUUGAGCGUUGA